Messenger RNA from Aspergillus chevalieri, 1419 nucleotides. RefSeq names its product plasma membrane permease, mediates uptake of glycerophosphoinositol and glycerophosphocholine (gene GIT1). Gene Ontology annotation, molecular function: carboxylic acid transmembrane transporter activity. Gene Ontology annotation, biological process: transmembrane transport; carboxylic acid transport. Lineage: Eukaryota; Fungi; Ascomycota; Eurotiomycetes; Eurotiales; Aspergillaceae. The transcript has 2 exons. Gene Ontology annotation, cellular component: plasma membrane. The coding region runs from base 1 to 1419 and encodes 472 amino acids. The record is from RefSeq and is a predicted model, not a curated record.
AUGACGGAGCAAGAGCGUCGCGGAGAUGACCAGAAAAACGCGGUCGUCGUUGGCACUGAUGUCGAGAAUUCUCCCACGCGCUACCAGCCGACGAGAUGGCAGAGCAAUAUCACCAUCGCGAGCUGUUACAUCGCCAACUUCAGCGAUGGUUAUCAAAACGGCCUCGCCAAUCCCACCAAUGUCAUCUUCAAGCAUCUGCUCGGCACCGACUUCACCUCCGAGAUGAAGACGCGGAUUAGCAACUCGCUGCUCAUCGGCGCGAUAAUUGGUAUUAUUGUUUUGGGAUAUGCAUCGGAUAUGUUCUCGCGACGGGCUGGACUGCUAUUCACAUCGUCGCUUGUGGCCAUUGGCACACUGAUGGCAACCGUCGCAAUGUCAGUACACCCAACGAUGAACAUGCUGUGGUAUUUCGUCGUCGUGCGCGGUAUCGCAGGUUUCGGCGUUGGGGGUGAAUAUCCCCCCAGCGCAGCAGCAGGAAUCGAAGAAACAGACGAAUUUAUGCGCCGAUAUCGUGGGCCCAUGUUCGUCUCGUUCACCACGCUCAUGGCCACCCUCGCCAGCCCCAUCCUCAUGAUCAUCUACCUAAUCACGCUAGUCGCAAGCAACAACAACCUCACCAUCGCUUUCCACGCCAUCUACUCCAUCGCCACCAUCCUCCCAGUGAUCAUCAUUGCCAUGCGCGUUUUCAUGGCCGACUCGACGCUCUUUCACUACUCGAAUUUCAAACGCCAGCGCAAAUCCCCGCGUCUGAUUCUCCUCCUCCUGCGGAGGUACUGGUGGCGCAUCACAACCACCUCGCUGGCUUUCUUCCUCUACGACUUCAUCAACUUCCCCAACAGCAUCAUGUCGAGCACCAUCAUCUCCUCCCUGGUCAAGGAUAACAACGUCCGCACAACAGCUAUCUGGCAGGUGAUUCUCGCCGUCCUCCCAGUGCCCGGCGUGCUGGUGGGCGCCUGGCUAACGAACCUCAUCGGCCGGCGCUGGACCGGUAUCGCCGGGUUCGCCGGGUACGUCGUCCUGGGAUUCGUUAUCGGAGGUACAUACACCAAACUAUCGCAACACAUCGCCGCAUUCGUCGUCUUGUAUGGGUUACUGCAGGCAUUUGGUCACAUGGGCCCCGGGGCAACAAUCGGCCUCAUAUGCUCCGAGUCCUUCCCUACAGCCAUGCGAGGCAUGGGCUAUGGCAUUGCAGAGGCAUUCGGGCGUGCCGGGGCCGCGGUUGGAACACAGUGUUUCACACCAUUGCAGGACUGGGCGGGCGAUAGCGCGACAUUUUAUCUUGCUGGUGCGGUGGCUGUUGUUGGAAUGUGUGUCUAUUGGCUCUUGCCGGAGAGUGGGGGGUUGGAUUUGGAGGAGGAGGAUAAGGUGUUGAGGUUUUGGUUGGAGGAGAGGGGUUUUACGGUUGAUGGCGGGAGCUAG